CGUUCGUAGUGGUUUUCUGUUGUGUUCAAUAGUUCGCUCCAACAACUAGUUUGUACUUAUCGAUAGGAAUAAAAAAUAUUUAUGUAUUUUUUUUUGAAAAUAAAUUAAACAAAAAAUAGUGUAAAAAUCGUGUUUGUGUUAUUAAUUUGCUUUUGUUGUUGUUGUUGUUUUUUGGGAAUGUGUGUUAAGUUCUUUUAAUUUAAAAAUUAAUAUUAUUUUGAAGUAAAAACAUGGUCUCUUUGGAAUUAAGUAUUUUAACCUUAAAUGUUUGGGGUAUACCUUUAAUCUCCGCUGAUAGAGCUGAGCGUAUGCAACAUAUUGGCAAGGAGUUGGCUAGUGGAAAAUAUGAUAUUGUUUCACUGCAAGAGGUGUGGACAGAAAAAGAUAGUGCCACCUUGCAGGAGCUAACAAAAGCUGUAUUGCCUUAUGUUCAUUAUUUCUAUAGUGGUGUGAUUGGUGCUGGCUUAUUGGUUUUAUCAAAAUAUCCCAUCGUUACUAGUCUAUUUCAUUCAUGGACCGUCAAUGGUUAUUGUCAUCGUAUACAACACGCCGACUGGUUUGGUGGCAAGGGUGUGGGCAUGUGUAGAAUACGAGUUGGUGAUCUUUAUGUACACGUAUACAAUGCUCAUUUACAUGCUGAAUAUAAUAUUAAAAAUGAUGAUUACUUGACACAUCGUGUUAUUCAAGCAUUUGAUACUGCUCAAUUUAUAGAGGCUACACGUUGGGAUGCGGCUGUACAAAUCUUGGCAGGGGAUUUAAAUACAAAACCAACGGAUAUUUGUUACAAAGUCCUACUCUACACCUCUCAAAUGAAAGAUUCCUGCAACUCAGACACAGUCACAACCAAUGAAUGUAAACAGAAUUCAUAUACCUCUAAGAAAGUUCUAGCACGUAAUCCUAAUGGUUUUCGUAUCGAUCACAUAUUCUUACGAUCUGCAGACAAAAUCAAAACUUCUAUAUUAGAAUAUAAAUUACCGCUGCCAGAUCGUGUGCCAGGGAAAAAAUUCAGUUAUUCUGAUCACGAAGGUGUGCAGGUGCGUUUAAGAUUGCAAACGAAACAAGAUAGUGAUACAUGUUCCAUACAACAUAUAAAUGCCUGCCUAGAUGGUGAGGAUGCAGAUGAAGACACUAUGCGAGAUGUUAAAUUAACACCACCACAAUCACCAGUUCUAACUAAUGGACACUCCUCGGUAGUGCAUUCAGAAGGUGAAUGUCCCAGUGAUGAACCGCGACUGCCGAAAAGUUUAGCCAUUAUCAAGGAAGCCAUUGAGUUGUGUGAGACACAUUUAAAGAAAAUAAAUACUGAUCGUAUUAUAUACUUUACAAUUGCUGCCAUACUCUUCGCUAGCCUUGUAGUAAUGGCUGAAUUUCCUGUGCCCGUUGGCUAUAAGACUGUAUAUUUAUUGCUCAAACUUUUGGUAUUUGCCAUUAUAUUAUUCUGUAUAUUUAUGGGUUCCAUUUGGAAUCUAAUGGAACGUAAUGGUACCUUAUCGGGUAAAACUUCAAUGGAGAUUAAAUUACAAAAUUCACAGUAUGUGAAUUUGAAACGAGAUUGACCACAAGUGUUAAAUUAUAUUGUGGCGGCUAAUAUGAGCAGCGUAACAACAUCACCCAAGUCAGUUAGUAGAACUAGUAGUACUGGAUCGUUAAAACCAACAACACCUUCCAUAAUGAUACCACCCAACAUCAUCAUUAAUUAAAGCUCAAAAAGCAUUUAAUAUUUCAACAAAUGAUAAUCAUUAAAUAAAUUUUUAUAUUAUUUUCCAAGUGAAA
Molecule: messenger RNA, 1773 nt
Organism: Lucilia cuprina (Australian sheep blowfly)
Lineage: Eukaryota; Metazoa; Arthropoda; Insecta; Diptera; Calliphoridae
Gene: nSMase
Product: putative neutral sphingomyelinase
Exons: 5
Coding region: 231-1556 (441 amino acids)
Cellular component (GO): cytoplasm
Molecular function (GO): sphingomyelin phosphodiesterase activity
Source: RefSeq, a predicted model, not a curated record